Messenger RNA from Emericellopsis cladophorae, 4980 nucleotides. RefSeq names its product Nucleoporin NIC96. The coding region runs from base 1 to 4980 and encodes 1659 amino acids. The transcript is spliced from 4 exons. The record is from RefSeq and is a predicted model, not a curated record. Gene Ontology annotation, molecular function: structural constituent of nuclear pore. Gene Ontology annotation, biological process: poly(A)+ mRNA export from nucleus; protein import into nucleus. Gene Ontology annotation, cellular component: nuclear pore. Lineage: Eukaryota; Fungi; Ascomycota; Sordariomycetes; Hypocreales; Bionectriaceae.
AUGUUCGGCUCGACGUCCAAUUCCGGAGGAGGAGGUCUCUUUGGCGGUGCCAACCAGAACAAACCGGCCACUGGCGGUGGUGGUCUCUUUGGCGGCAAUGCCACGGGUAAUACAGCGCCAGCAAGCAGCACUGGAGGAAGCCUCUUUGGAUCCAGUCAGAAUCAGACGCAGGUCAAUACGCAGGCUAACACUGGGCUUCCACGCUCCAACUUUCUGAAUUCGCAGAGCCAGAACCAGAACCAGAACCAAGGCUCGACCAGUCUGUUUGGUCAGACUGCGCAAAACCCACAGACACCCAGUCUCUUUGGUCAAUCGACACAAACCCAACAACAACCAUCAUCACAGCCGACGACGAGCCUCUUUGGCGCUUCGACAAAUAAUAACACCACCUUGGGCUCCUCCAUGGCGCAACCGAGCAACCAGAACAACAACUUCUCAAGCCUCAACCAGUCCCAGCAGCCGUCCAAUGGCCUCCGCGCUUCGACAAUGGUAUCGGGUGGUGGUGAGCCGCAGCCUGCGGGUGCCUACUUUGACAGCCUCCUCGCCAAGAGCCAGAAGGCAGGUGGUGAGGGCAAGAGCAAUAUGGAGGACCUCCCCAGCCUCGAGCUCGGCCUGGGUGACCUGCGUCAUCGCCUGCGCAAACUCCAGUCGAAACCGAGCGAGCGAACCCUCGACGGCAAGGCGCACUAUCUGCUCGCCGGCUCGGGCGUCGACCCUCGCGCCGCCCUUAGCGGGCUGAAUGUCAAGAGUGGCGCGCCGGUGGAUCGUGUCGCUCACGCGCCGAGUGAGGUCGACGUCGACACAUACCUCUCGAAUCUGCAGACCAAGACCACGCUGGACAUGAUCGCCGACGGGCUCGAGCGCUCCGCCAGGGACUUUGACAACUUUCUCGAGGAUAACGUGACGAUGGAGUGGGAUGCGCAGAGGAAGCGCAUCUACGAACACUUUGGGAUCACGCCACGGGAGGACAGUGGCGCCAGCCGCGAGUCACAGGCCGGCUUCGGACGGUCGUCCCGGCGUAGCAAGGGUCCCGGCGGUAUGUCCAAGGCCGGGAGGAGCAGCAUGUUUGGCAAGUCGGCUGCACGCUCCGUCAUCGGCGCCCCCAGCCGGGUUGGAACGCAUACGGCUGGCUUUGCCGACGUGGAGAGAUCUGUCGCUGACGCAGGUCCUUCGGCCACCCGGGCCAUGGACGAUCGGGCCACCCGUGACAAGCAGGCGAAGCUCGCCGAGAAGGUGCGCAACCUCAACGCCUGUCGUCUCUCGGAUCGACCAUACCCCAUCCUGGCGGAGCUGGCCGACGUGACGAGGAAGUCCACCGAGUCGCAUGCUGCGCACGUCCACGAAGCGUACCUCGCCAUGGCGGAGAUUGUCAACGAGAUCCCCGACGCGGUGACGUUUGUGAACAACACCACGGCCAAGGAGCGCCAGUACGCGGAGCGGUACCUGGACCCCGACACCAACUCGCAAAACGCGGUCAACAUGAGGAAGCAGGUUCUCAAGGGCGCCAAUCGGUUCUUGGAGACGCAAUUCCUGCGCGAGGUGGAGGCUCUCAUUGCAAAGCACCCGCAUGAGGCAAAGCUGGGGGGUAUGCCCACCAUCACCAGCAAGAUCAAGGCGUACGUUCGUCUCCGGGCGGCGAGAAAGGACCUGGUGCCGGACGGCGUCGAGCCCACCUCCAUGGAGGUCAAGCAAGAAGGGGGCCACAUGGAGCGAGAGUACGUCUGGGCGGUGGCGUUCUACCUCCUCCGCUCCGGCCACGUCCAACAAGCGUCCGAGUACUUUAGGAACAAUUGGGAGAUGUUUAAGAGCCUAGACCUAGGGUUCCCGCUGUUCGUGGCCAGCUACGCCACGAGUGCCGACAGGCGACUCAGCAGCAAGAAGGCGUCGGUGGACUGCGCGAAGCACUACGCCAACCUGCUCAAGAACAAGGACAUGGUGGAUCCCUUCCGGCUGGCGUGCUACAAGGUGGUCGGCCGUGUCGACCUGAGCGACCGCAACCUCGACGGUCUGAACACGGACAUCAACGACUGGAUCUGGCUGCAGUUCAACCUGGCGCGCGAGACGGACAAGACCAUUGAGAUGGCGGGCGAGUCGUACGGUCUGGCCGAGGUGCAGACGACGAUUCGCGAGAUUGGCCAGAAGCACUUCCCCAAGGGGCCUGGCGAGAACAACAACGGCAGCUUUGGCAUGUACUUUUACCUCCAGCUGCUCUGCGGCCUGUUUGAGGAUGCGGUCGCCUACCUGUACCUCUUCUCGUACGUGGACGCGGUCCACUUUGGUCUCGCGCUGGCGUUCUAUGGACUGCUGCGCUCCAGCGAUGCCAUGUCCGAGUCCAACGACUUGAGGACGUACAGCACCAAGAGCCUGCCGCAGAUCAACUUUGGGCGGAUGCUCGGGUACUACACGCGUGACUUCCGGGCCGCCGACGUGGUCUCUGCGGUGGACUACCUCACGCUCAUCUGCCUCAACAGCGAUCUCGGCGGUGAGGCGGGGCGACGCCACUCGGAGCUCUGCCACGAAUCGUUGCGGGAGCUCGUCCUCGAGACGAGGGAGUACAGCAGGCUCAUUGCCGACAUUCGACCAGACGGUCGCCGCAUCCGCGGCGUCAUUGAGGAACGGGGGCGACUCAUCGACAUUGACGGUGAGGAGCAGUUUGUCAACACGGUCACGCUGCAGGCGGCCAGCUUUGCGGACGAGAAUGGCCGGACGACGGACGCAGUGCUGCUCUACCACCUUGCGGGCGAAUACGAUACCGUCGUGGCCAUUGUCAGUCGUGCCCUGAGCGAGGCGAUUGCGCAGGAGAUUGGCGAGGAUCCCAUGCGCCUCAUGCCCGUCAAGCCACGCGCCGUGGGCGACGCCGAGGCACCACCCGGCAGCAGCCUGAGCCUCGCGGCCAUUGACGACCCUGUCGAGCUGGCGAGGACGAUGAUGCAAAUCUACGAUCAGGAUGCCAUGUACUCGAACAGGAUCAUGGGCCCGACGAGGGAGGCGUGCCACGUGCUCCUGCGGAUGAGCACAAUCAAGACGGGCAUGGAGCAUGGACAGUGGGCCAACUGUCUGGAUGCGAUCCGCGAACUUGAGAUCCUCCCUCUCCAGGCCCGGGGCGACCCGAGCGCCAUCCGCGCCUACGCCGCCAAGUUCACCGGCCUGCCGCAGCCGGUGGCGAUCAACGUGCCCAACCUGCUGCUCUGGACGAUUGCGUGCUGCACCCGCCAGCGCGCGUCGCUCUCCCGGGACGGGCAGUACAGCGGGAACGAGGGCACCAAGCGGCAGAUUCUCGAGCAGCUGCGGCAGAUCACGCUUGACCUGACGACGUACACGAGCCAGCUCAAGUACAGGUUCCCGCCGCACCUGCACGAGGCACUGGCGCGGGCGUCGGCUGUUGAUAUCCCGGCAAGCAAGGGCAGGCAGGUCAUGGCCCCGGGGCCCGAGGAUGUGCUGGCCGAGCCCAGUCCAGGCGGUGAUUCGGUCGUCAGCAGCAAGCGUGAUCAUUCACCCCCUCCCUCUGGCGAUGCCGCCAGCAAGAAGAAGAAGACCACGGCCGGCGCGGGGAGUCGUGGCGUGGCCAAUCUGACGCCGGAGCAGUUGGCCAAGAAGAGGGAAAAUGACCGUGAGGCCCAGCGGAAUAUCAGGCGCAGGACAAAGGAGCAGAUUGAGACCCUUGAACGGCAGAUUCAGGAGCUGCAGAGUCAGCAGCCAUACCAGGAGCUCAUGGCCAUGAAGAGAGCCAAGGAGGCCGUCGAGAAGGAGAAUGCCGAUAUGAAGGCCCGCCUGCGCAGCAUCGCCCUCGAUCUCCAAGGUAUCGUCGGAACGCCAGAUCUCCCACGUCCGUAUGCCUCGCCGGCCCCUCCGUCCGGGCCCGUGCAUGCCACCACGCCAGCGAGCACGACAUCGUCUGGCAGCGCAGAGCUUCACUCGUGGCAGACGCAGGCGCACCAGAGCGAGCAGGCCAAGAUGCAACUACAGCAGCAGAGGCACGACAUGCGCCAUGGCCUGGACAUGGGGCCCGAACGGCUAGGACUCGACUUCCUCCUGGGUCAGAACCAACGGCCGCCCAAGAUCCAGACGGGCGUGAACGGGGCGCAGGACACGGCGCGGUGGCAGCAUAUCCCCAUGAAGCACGACUGGACGGACGUGCGGAAUGACCAGGCCCUCCGAGGACGAGGCGCGAGUGCCGGCACCCAGCUCUGGGAACCGUCCAAGUCGAGGGAGUCGAGCGUCGGCGCACCAUCGACGAGCACAACGCAUGCGCAUCGACCAGCGGUGAGUGACGCUUCUCCAAGGGCACUGACGCCGCCGUGGGCGAUGCAGAUCAAGAAUUGCGGACCUACGUGCCCGCUCGACUCGAUCCUGCUCGACUUCUUGGGGGAACGGAGACAGAGGGCAGCCGAGGGGUUGCCUGCUCAAGAGGUCGUCGGCCCUCGCUACCCGUCCGUCUCGUCCUUGCUCAACCCGGCACACAGCGCAAUGUCCCACCCCCUUUCAAAAGUCUUCACGGACAUACUCUCCACGUUCCCCGACAUAUCCACGUUGCCCGAAAGAGUCGGUGUCCUCUACAUCAUGUUCCUCCUCAUGCGGUGGCAGAUCUCGCCGACGCAGGAGAACUUUGACCGCCUCCCGCCCUGGGUCCGGCCACAGCCUGCGCAGCUUCAGUACGCGCAUCCCGCGUGGAUCGAUCACCUGCCCUGGCCGGCCAUGCGAGAGAAGCUGGCCAAGGUGUACACGCCCCACGACUAUCACUUUGAAAAUUUCUUUAUCCCCUUCACGACCACGAUACGCGUCGGUUGGGGAUACGAGGAGACGGACACUCUCCUACAGAACCCCGACAGCGAGGAACUCAUGGUCAACCCUGUGUUCGAGCGCCAUCUGAGGAAUCUGGACAACUGGUCGCUGGGAGAGCCGUUUGCCAAGGCGUUCCCGGGGUUGAUCGAGACGUGCAGGAUUGACUACUCGGUCAAAGGGGCGAAGACGCGCCUGUGA